Dermochelys coriacea (leatherback sea turtle) is the source of this 1252-nucleotide messenger RNA. RefSeq names its product ATP synthase peripheral stalk subunit d (gene ATP5PD). Bases 16 to 540 code for a protein of 174 amino acids. Lineage: Eukaryota; Metazoa; Chordata; Testudines; Dermochelyidae. The transcript is spliced from 7 exons. Gene Ontology annotation, molecular function: proton transmembrane transporter activity. The record is from RefSeq and is a predicted model, not a curated record. Gene Ontology annotation, biological process: proton motive force-driven ATP synthesis.
CUGCUAUGCCGGGUUAUGGGGGACUCGUGCCCGGGGGGGGGAGAGAACAUAAAAAUGGCAGGUCGCAGGGCUACUCUGAAAGCGAUUGACUGGAUGGCAUUUGUAGAGAGAGUGCCUCCCAAUCAGAGAGCUAUGUUUAAUGCCCUGAAAACACGCAGUGAUACACUUUCAGCCAAGUUGACCUCCUUGCCAGAGAAGCCCCCCACUAUUGACUGGGUUUAUUACAAGACUGCAGUUGCUAAGGCUGGCAUGGUGGAUGAGUUUGAAAAGAAGUACAAUGCACUAAAGGUUCCUGAGCCUGUGGACACACAAACAGACAAGAUAAAUGCCCAGGAAAAGGAAGCUGCUAAGAGUGCUGCUGAAUAUGUGCAGGCCUCUAAAUCCCGUAUUGUCCAGUAUGAGAAACAGCUUGAGAAGUUCAGAACCAUGAUUCCAUUUGAUCAGAUGACAUUUGAGGACUUGAAUGAGGUCUUCCCUGAAACCAAACUGGACAAGGAGAAGUAUCCAUACUGGCCACACAAACCUAUUGAAGACCUGUAAAUCUGUCCGAAAGCAGUUUCUGAUCUCCAUGUGUACUUCAGCACUUCUGAGCGGUACAGCUAAGAUGACUUAUACCUCCUUCAGUAAUUCCCUGUCAACUGGAACAUUAGUUCCAUGAGUAUAUUUUAUUCAGGUAACUUAUUUGCUGAUGGGAUGCCCUAGGUGUACACAUUGCUUUAUAAAGCACAUGCAAGAACAAGGCUCCUGCCCUGCAGAGCUUGCACUGUUAUUCAGACAUGCAGUAUACAGCUUAAUUCAAGCAGGAAAACCUUCUUAGGGAGGAGGUUGAGGCAAGCAAGUAUUAGAAAAAGCAAUCAGCCCACAUUUAACCGCUCCAUUGUACAAUAAUGAUGAUAAACAGUAGUGAUAAAAGCAAAUGACUGCAGAAAAGCACCUUCUCCAGAGCUAGCAGAGCUGACUCGUACUCCUGUAGCUCUGCCUGGGUCUCAAUUUGCUGCCCUUCCUCAUUGAUUCUUCCCGUAAGCAUGGGUAGUUCUGUAUUUCCCUUUCCAAGUGGGUUUGAAUCCCUCCUCUUCUCUUGUCCUAUGGCCAUCUCAGUCAACGAAUCUCCUACAAUGGGAAGAACAGCAGCCAAAUAUAAAUAUCCAUUAGGAGAAAUUGUGGACAACAGCAGAGGCCUGCAUGAUGCUAAACUUGACCUUAUUUGCUCAAUAGUUUUAAUAAAAACUUCAUACAUUUUUCUAUCAGAAAA